Molecule: messenger RNA, 1998 nt
Organism: Juglans regia (Persian walnut)
Lineage: Eukaryota; Viridiplantae; Streptophyta; Magnoliopsida; Fagales; Juglandaceae
Product: T-complex protein 1 subunit zeta 1-like
Exons: 15
Coding region: 106-1713 (535 amino acids)
Biological process (GO): protein folding
Cellular component (GO): chaperonin-containing T-complex
Molecular function (GO): ATP binding; ATP-dependent protein folding chaperone; ATP hydrolysis activity
Source: RefSeq, a predicted model, not a curated record
ACCAAAACCCUCAGAACUCUUGCUUCUCUCCUCCUCCUCAGUCCCCUAGGCAAACUCAGUUCAUUCUCUUCGCAAACCUUAGGAAUACACCUCAAGCAGCCGAAAAUGUCGCUGAGAGUGCUUAAUCCAAACGCGGAGGUGCUGAACAAAUCGGCGGCACUGCACAUGAACAUCAAUGCCGCCAAAGGCUUGCAGGACGUCCUCAAGACCAACCUCGGCCCCAAGGGCACCAUCAAGAUGCUUGUUGGUGGGGCAGGCGACAUCAAGCUCACUAAAGACGGCAACACUCUCUUGAAGGAAAUGCAAAUUCAAAGCCCUACAGCAAUUAUGAUUGCUAGAACAGCUGUUGCCCAAGAUGAUAUCAGUGGAGAUGGCACAACUUCUACUGUGCUUUUUAUUGGCGAGCUUAUGAAACAAUCAGAACGUUACAUUGAUGAAGGAAUGCAUCCCCGUGUAUUGGUUGACGGUUUUGAGAUUGCUAAAAGAGCAACCCUUCAAUUUCUUGAGAAAUUCAAGAAUUCAGUUGUUAUGGGCAAUGAGCCUGACAAGGAGAUUCUGAAAAUGGUAGCAAGGACAACACUCAGAACUAAGUUGUAUGAAGCACUUGCAGAUCAAUUGACUGAUAUAGUUGUCAAUGCGGUGCUUUGCAUUCGCAAGCCUGAGGAAGCCAUCGAUCUGUUUAUGGUGGAGAUCAUGCACAUGCGUCAUAAAUUUGACGUUGACACACGCUUGGUUGAGGGUCUUGUCCUUGAUCAUGGCUCCAGACAUCCUGAUAUGAAGCGACGAGCUGAGAAUUGUUACAUUUUGACAUCCAAUGUCUCUUUGGAGUAUGAUAAAAGUGAAAUAAAUGCAGGCUUUUUCUACUCAAAUGCAGAGCAGAGAGAGAAAAUGGUUGCAGCCGAAAGGCAUCAGGUUGAUGAAAGAGUUCAAAAAAUCAUUGACCUGAAAAAUAAGGUUUGUGCUGGUAAUGACUAUAACUUUGUUGUCAUUAAUCAAAAGGGAAUUGAUCCCCCAUCACUUGACCUUCUUGCAAGAGCAGGGAUAGUUGCACUCCGAAGAGCAAAGAGGAGAAAUAUGGAACGGUUGGUUUUGGCCUGUGGAGGUGAGGCUGUAAAUUCUGUAGAUGAUUUGACUCCUGACUGCCUUGGUUGGGCUGGACUGGUCUAUGAACAUAUCCUUGGGGAGGAGAAGUAUACCUUCGUUGAGAAUGUGAAGAACCCUCUUUCUUGUACGAUUUUAAUAAAAGGGCCUAACGACCAUACUAUUGCCCAAAUAAAGGAUGCUGUUCGUGAUGGCUUGAGGGCAGUGAAAAAUACUAUUGAAGACGAAGCUGUUGUCUUAGGUGCCGGAGCUUUUGAAGUCGCAGCCAGCCAAUACCUUGUAAAUGAAGUAAAGAAGACUGUUCAAGGGCGUGCUCAACUUGGUGUUCAAGCUUUUGCCGAUGCUCUUCUUGUGGUUCCCAAGACACUUGCUGAGAACUCUGGGCUUGACACUCAAGAUGUGAUCAUUGCUCUUACGGGAGAGCACGAACAUGGAAAUAUCGUGGGAUUAAACCAGCACACGGGAGAACCUAUCGACCCCAACAUGGAGGGUAUUUUUGAUAACUACUCUGUGAAGCGCCAGAUCAUAAACUCAGGGCCUGUAAUCGCAUCCCAGUUGCUGCUGGUGGAUGAAGUAAUUCGUGCUGGACGUAAUAUGCGAAAGCCAAACUAGCUCGUGAUAUGCUUUGAGAAUUUUGGAAUUUGCCUGAUGUUAAGGGAGGCUUUAUUUUUUUUUUUUUUUGAGGAUCUUUAUUAGCGAGUCUCAGUUUACAUCUGAUGUGGGAUUUUUUUAUUCGAGUGUGUACUUCGUGCCAUGAUUAUAAUUUCGGAAAGUUUAGCUGUUGUAACGGGUGCCUGUCACGACUAAUGUAUUACGGGCACUUCUAUCAUUUAUGACUUUUCAUUGUCUAGAAUGGCACCACUUUCUUUUGAGCUCUCGAUGCUUUAUAUCGGUAUA